GAAAUCCUCUUUGCGGUUCCUUGAAAGCAGCAUCAGACAAUCUUCCACUUGCGCAUGCGCAGUUCUGGGUGUCUGACCUUCAUUGCUGCAGCCAUGUUCGCCCGGAGCAGCGCGUUGGUUUUCCUCCCACAAUGUGGGCAGGUCAGGAACAUGGCCACCUUGAAGGACAUCACCAUCCGCCUGAAGUCCAUCAAGAACAUCCAGAAGAUCACAAAGUCCAUGAAGAUGGUGGCCGCCGCUAAGUACGCCCGCGCUGAGCGGCAGCUGAAGCCGGCCCGCGUCUACGGCACCGGAGCUCUGGCUCUGUACGAGAAGGCCGAGAUCAAGGCGCCCGAGGAGAAGGCCACCAAGCACCUGCUGGUCGGCGUGACCUCUGACCGUGGGCUCUGCGGCGCCAUCCACUCCGGCGUUGCCAAGACCAUAAAGAACGAGAUCGCCAACCUGACCGGCGCCGGCAAGGAGGUGAUGGUGGUCAACGUGGGGGACAAGCUGAGAGGCCUGCUGCACAGAACUCACGGCAAGCACAUCAUGCUGAACUGUAAGGAGAUCGGACGCAAACCGCCCAGCUUCGGCGACGCCUCCAUCAUCGCCACCGAGCUGCUCAACUCCGGAUACGAGUUCGACCAGGGCUCCAUCAUCUUCAACAGAUUCAGGUCCGUCAUCUCCUACAAGACGGACCAGAAGCCGGUGUUUUCCACUGACGUCGUGGCCAACUCAGAGAACAUGGGGAUCUACGACGACAUCGACGCCGACGUGCUGAGGAACUACCAGGAGUUCGCUCUGGUCAACGUCAUCUACCUGGCUCUGAGGGAGUCCUCCACCAGCGAGCAGAGCGCCAGGAUGACGGCCAUGGACAGCGCCAGCAAGAACGCCUCUGAGAUGAUCGACAAGCUGACUCUAACCUUCAACCGCACCCGGCAGGCCGUCAUCACCAAGGAGCUCAUUGAGAUCAUCUCUGGAGCCGCCGCUCUAUAAACGGACGACGUCGAUUCCGUCUCUGAAAGUCUCUCAGAGGAGUCCCCAAGAACGUAUUUGUGCUUCUAUUUGUAAAAAUAUACAGAAAAAUAAACCUCUACAACAGAACCAA
Messenger RNA from Oryzias melastigma (Indian medaka), 1087 nucleotides. It is a transcript of the gene atp5f1c, whose product is annotated as ATP synthase F1 subunit gamma. Gene Ontology annotation, molecular function: proton-transporting ATP synthase activity, rotational mechanism. Lineage: Eukaryota; Metazoa; Chordata; Actinopteri; Beloniformes; Adrianichthyidae. Gene Ontology annotation, biological process: proton motive force-driven ATP synthesis. The coding region runs from base 55 to 975 and encodes 306 amino acids. The transcript is spliced from 9 exons. The record is from RefSeq and is a predicted model, not a curated record.